Molecule: messenger RNA, 483 nt
Organism: Cladocopium goreaui
Lineage: Eukaryota; Dinophyceae; Suessiales; Symbiodiniaceae
Source: the annotation of a GenBank genome assembly
AUGGUCGACACAGGUGCCAUGAAACUCCGUGUGCACGACCCGGCCUUUGUGGCUGAACAGAGGCGGAUAGCAAAUGGUUGGAUACAGGAAACUGCUCCUCAAGGCGCUGUUGGAAAUGGCAAGCGUCCAGGAGCUCUUUGGCUCCUCCUAAAGAAAGAGAUGGAGCAUCAGCGGGAAAGGCACCGCACCGCUUUCAGGAACAUGCCUUGCAUGCCGUUUGAUGUUUGGCUUCUCAUGAAGGAUGAGGAGGACAUAGCUACAGCAGGUGGUUCCAAGGUAGAGCCUCCUGAAGUGAAGGAGGAAAGGAAGCACUACUACCGCAGGUGGGCACUGCUUCAUGGUUUCGCGACAUCUGCAGCAAGUGUACAGAAACAGCACCAAGAUCUGAUGCUGGGCCGUUCGGGCACUGUCCUGGGCACAACUUCCGUGGAGCACACCAGGCCGGGAUUCAGACUUAGCGAGCCAGAAAAAUUAGACACUUAA